Messenger RNA from Jaculus jaculus (lesser Egyptian jerboa), 2315 nucleotides. RefSeq names its product krev interaction trapped protein 1-like. The record is from RefSeq and is a predicted model, not a curated record. NCBI's taxonomy places the organism in Eukaryota, Metazoa, Chordata, Mammalia, Rodentia, Dipodidae. Gene Ontology annotation, biological process: negative regulation of angiogenesis; cell redox homeostasis; regulation of establishment of cell polarity. Gene Ontology annotation, cellular component: cytoskeleton; plasma membrane. Gene Ontology annotation, molecular function: protein binding.
UGAAAUUUUGUUGUAUGAAGUUCCUAUUGAAGGACAGAAAAAAAAAGAAAGAAAGUUUUGUUGGAAACUAAACUUCAAGGCAACAGUGAAAUAACACAAGGUAUGUUGGAUUAUGUAGUAGAAACCACCAAACCAAUUUCUCCUGCAAACCAAGGAAUCAGAGGAAAACGAGUAGUCCUAAUGAAGAAAUUUCCUCUGGAUGGAGAGAAGAUAGGCAGAGAAGCAGCAUUAUUUAUUGUUCCAUCAGCUGUCAAAGAUAAUACUAAAUAUACCUAUACUCCAGGAUGUCCAAUUUUUUACUGUUUGCAAGAUAUUAUGAGAGUCUGUAGUGAAUCCAGUACACACUUUGCAACACUUACAGCAAGGAUGUUGAUAGCCUUGGGUAAGUGGUUAGAUGAACGUCAUGCACAGUCUCAUUUUAUUCCAGCUUUAUUCUGACCUUCUGCACUUGAGUGGAUAAAAACGAAUGUCAUAAACCCUGCAUAUGCUACAGAAUCAGGUCAGACAGAAAAUUCACUACAUAUGGCCUACAGUGCAUUAGAAAUAAAGAGUAAAAUGUUAGCCCUAGAGAAAGCAGAUACCUGUAUUUACAACCCACUGUUUGGAUCAGAUCUUCAGUAUACAAAUCGGGUAGAUAAAGUGGUAAUAAAUCCAUACUUUGGUCUAGGAGCUCCUGACUACUCAAACAUCCAAAUCCCCAAACGGGAAAAAUGGCAGAGAAGCAUGAGCACUGUCAUGGAAGACAAAGAAGGACAGUGGGUAGAUGACUUUCCUCUCCACCGAAGUGCCUGCAAAGGAGAUUCAGAAUUAUUAAGUCGUCUUCUUAAUGAGAAAUUUUCAGUCAACCAACUAGAUAGUGACCACUGGGCGCCCAUUCAUUAUGCAUGCUGGUAUGGCAAAGUUGAGGCCACUCGAAUAUUAUUAGAGAAAGGAAAGUGCAAUCCAAACCUUUUAAACGGACAGCUUAGCUCUCCUCUUCACUUUGCUGCUGGUGGAGGCCAUGCUGACAUAGUUGAGAUUCUCCUCAACCAUCCAGAGAUUGACAGACACAUAACAGACCAACAAGGAAGAUCCCCAUUAAAUAUUUGUGAAGAAAACAAACAAAACAACUGGGAAGAAGCAGCAAAAUUAUUGAAAGAAGCCAUUACUAAACCAUAUGAAAAAGUUUGAAUUUAUAGAAUGGAUGGAUCAUAUCGUUCUGUUGAACUGAAGCAUGGAAAUAAUACCACAGUGCAGCAAAUAAUGGAAGGAAUGUGUCUCUCUCAAGAAACUCAGCAAUAUUUCACUAUUUGGAUCUGUUCAGAAAAUCUUAGCCUUCAGCUCAAGCCUUAUCAUAAACCUUUGCAACAUGUUCGUGACUGGCCAGAAAUUCUUGCUGAGUUGACUAAUUUGGAUCCCCAAAGAGAAACACCACAGCUUUUUCUAAGAAGAGAUGUGAGACUUCCUUUAGAAGUUGAAAAAAAGAGAGACCCACUAGCUAUUCUUAUUCUUUUUGAUGAAGCCAGAUAUAAUUUACUGAAAGGUUUUUAUAUAGAUCCUGAUGCUAAACUGAUAACAUUGGCAAGCUUACUGUUGCAAAUAGUUUAUGGAAAUUAUGAGAGUAAGAAACACAAACAAGGUUUUUUAAAUGAAGAAAAUCUAAAAUCCAUUGUACCUAUUACUAAACUGAAAAGUAAGUCACCUCACUGGACAAAUCGAAUACUUCAUGAAUAUAAGAAUCUUAGUACAAGUGAAGGUGUCAGUAAAGAAAUGCAUCACCUGCAACGCAUGUUCUUACAGAACUGUUGGGAAAUUCCUACAUAUGGAGCAGCAUUUUUCACAGGACAAAUAUUUACAAAGGCAAGCCCCAGCAAUCAUAAAGUCAUCCCUGUGUAUGUAGGCAUGAAUAUAAAAGGACUUCAUCUCCUCAACAUGGAAACAAAGGCUUUACUCAUCAGUCUUAAGUAUGGUUGUUUUAUGUGGUAAUUGGGAAAUGCUGAUACUUGUUUUCAGAUCCAUGGUAUGGAAAAUAAAAUGAGCUUUAUAGUACACACAAAACAGGCUGGUCUUGUGGUAAAGCUGCUAAUGAAGCUUAAUGGACAAUUGAUGCCCCCUGAAAGAAAUUCAUAAAGGGAAAGUCACUGCUAUUCAAGACACCACAUUUUGUAAUGCAGUUUUUCCAUGAAAGAUUUCUUAACAAGGCAUUUUAGUCUCUUGUAAUAUAUGUGCUAUUAAAUACACUGUACAGAAUCUGUACUUUUGUUUGGUGUGUAAUAUACCAGUUAGUUUUAUAUGAUAUGCUCAUAAGCUAUUCUAAUUUUUGAGAGAAACCCAUA